Messenger RNA from Penicillium soppii, 987 nucleotides. RefSeq lists its product as uncharacterized. The transcript has a single exon. The coding region runs from base 1 to 987 and encodes 328 amino acids. Lineage: Eukaryota; Fungi; Ascomycota; Eurotiomycetes; Eurotiales; Aspergillaceae. The record is from RefSeq and is a predicted model, not a curated record.
AUGUCUCGAUACGCUGCAGCUCAUUCCAAUCCUCAAGGGCCCGGAGAUGUCCGCCCAACUGCUCUCCAAAUCAUCCAAGAUGAGGAAAUGGAGGAAAAGCUGACAGGCAAAGUUGUCGUCAUCACCGGUGUAUCUUCAGGCAUUGGAAUUGAAACCGUUCGAGCCCUCGCAACUACUGGUGCAACCCUCUAUCUGACAGCGAGAAACUUGAGCAAGGCUCAGACCGCCCUGGCAGACAUCUUCAAGCCGGACCAAAUGGAGCUCGUCGAAAUGGACCAAACCUCUAUGGACAGUGUUCGCACUGCCGCAAAGACAAUUCUCUCAAAGACCGAGAACGUGAACAUCCUGAUAAACAAUGCCGGUAUCAUGGCAGUACCCGACCUCCGCCUGACCAACGAUGGUUUUGAGCUGCAGUUUGCAACGAACCAUCUGUCCCAUUUCCUGCUAUUCCAACUCCUGAAGCCUGCUCUUCUAGCUGCUUCCUCGCCGGAGUUCCAGUCUCGGGUCGUCAAUGUGGCAUCUUCUGGCUUUAGGCUUCAUGGAAUUAACUCCUCUGAUAACUACCACUGGCAGAAUGGAGGCUACGCAGACUGGAUUGCCUAUGCCCAAUCCAAAACCGCGAACAUAUACACGGCUAAUGAGAUUGAGCGCCGCUAUGGAUCUCGCGGAUUGCAUGCCACCAGCCUCAAUCCUGGCUUUAUCGCCACUGGCCUCGGCCACUUUCUUUCUGCGGAGACCAUUGAUGCAAUGCUCCAAAAUGAGGCGUUGAUGAAGACUCAGAAAAGCCUUGAGCAGGGUGCUGCCACGUCAGUCUGGGCUGCGAUUGGAAAGGAGUGGGAAGGAAGAGGGGGGCGAUAUCUGGAUGAUUGUGCGGAGGUGCAGCUUGACCCGAAGGAAGAAGGCUAUGUUAGCCACAUGUAUAGCCCCGAGGAUGAAGCUAGACUCUGGAAGGACUCGUUGGAGAUGGUAGGCUUGCUGGAUGCAUAA